GAGCAAAUAUGGGCAAGAAAAAGGGAGGCAACAAGAACAAGCUGGCCAAGAUGUCCGAAGAGGAACGGGCACGGUACCUCCAGCAUCGGGCCGACAUGGAGGAGGAAGCUAGACGACGGAAGCAGCAACUGAUUGCUACGUUCAUGAAGAACAAACUGAAACGUGAGGAUGCUUUCGCUCGGCUCAACCUGGCCAAGAUCAACCAGGAGUGGCGCAGCAUCCUGCGCAACAUCAAGUGCAAGGAGCUCAAAAACGAAAUCGAACAGGUGGAAAAGAUGUGCACCGAGUGCAUCGAGAACAAGAACGGCAUCAUCCGGCGGUUGCUGUGCGAUCUGGACGAAUCGGAGGAAAUCUACUCGACCAUGCUGCACGCCCACAUGGAGAAGAUCGAGAAGAUCAUGAACAUCCACAACGAUCGGUUGGCCUUUCUUACGAGGCUGUACGAAAUCGAGAAGAAGGAGAUCAUCGAAAACUACGACCAGGAGAUUGCGAACUACAAGAGCAAGAAGUUCGGACUGCAGAAGGAGCUGGAGUGCGUGUUCUAUGGGUUGGCCGAGCGAUCGAGGGUCGAUCGGAAGCGUUCCGAGGAGGAACAUAUGCUGAAGAAGGAUGAGCUGAAGAAUUCGAUGAUUCUCAAGCUCGAAAUGAUCACCAAAGAGCGCGAGCGGCAUAUGGAAAAGCUCUGGAAAGAGUUCCAAAAGGUCCUAAACACUUAUCUACGCAACACUGAAGAGUACCGCAACGAGUACAGUAAGCUGCGGGACCAGGAUGCCAACGAUACCCGCCACAUCCAGAACCACUACGUCGAGGUGGCUCGACUGAGCGAUUUGAUCUCCAACCUGCGGCAGAAGCUAGUGACCAUCAAAGACGAACACGAGUUCAACGUGAAACAGCUGCAGAAGACCAAGAUGGAGCUGCAGGAGCGCAUUCGGAACAUCAAACAGGAGAUGGAGAUUGGGCUGAAGAUGGACGACGAGAAGCUGAAGCAACUGGCGGUUUGUGGGCAUGGAGCGCUGAAGUAUUUGCAGAACUUGCUCAGACGAGGCAAUGCGAUUCUGCAGAUUGCGACGUUCUGCAAGAAGUUCGAGACGGAAAACGAGAGCUUGCUUCCGUUUGUGCACAGUGCCGUGAAACGGCAGAUGUUCGAGGUGGACGAGGAUGAGCUGAAGGAACCUACUACGGAGUUCGAAGUGUUCAAGAAGGAUACCUUUGGGAUUGCGAAGAAGUUUGAAAACUUCUGGAUGAGAUUCAAUAAGGCUAGGGUCGACUGUGCGUGCUUGCAGGAGGAGAAGAAACAACUGCUCGAGGAGAACGAGAGAUUGAAGAAUCAACUGAAGGAGUAUCUGAUAACGGUGAAUAUGAAUAACGGCGGUUCGUUGGAGUCAAACGAGACGCUGCUUGCGGAAAGACCUAGCUCGAUGAAGGUCGAAAAGGUGAUUCAUAUCGAUUUGAAGCUGAAGUCGGUUCGGUUCAGCAAGGAUGGUAAGCGGAGACCGGUGACUUGCAUUGAGGGAAACUUGAGCAAUGCCAUUCGGAACGACAGGUUGAUGGAAAUGCGAAGCAAGCCGAAUCAGUUGUACUCGUUGAUUCGUCAGUCCACAUCCUAAGGAUAUGCGGGGCUAUCAUAAAUGGCAUGA
This is a messenger RNA of Aedes albopictus (Asian tiger mosquito), 1637 nucleotides long. Its product is annotated as dynein regulatory complex subunit 2. The transcript is spliced from 3 exons. Gene Ontology annotation, biological process: cilium-dependent cell motility; axonemal dynein complex assembly; regulation of cilium movement. Gene Ontology annotation, cellular component: axonemal dynein complex; axoneme. NCBI's taxonomy places the organism in Eukaryota, Metazoa, Arthropoda, Insecta, Diptera, Culicidae. Bases 9 to 1607 code for a protein of 532 amino acids. The record is from RefSeq and is a predicted model, not a curated record.